CAUGACUCCUUUUGUUCUAUUAUGUAUUUUAGUUUUAGGACACUCAAUGAAAGUUUCUUAUAGCAAUUAAUGUACCUGCUCUAAAUUCUCGUCUGAUACAAGUUGUUUAGAGUAAACAAAUUGUAUUUGGAGAAGUGAAGGUUGCCAAAAGAGAGAUUGUACUGAAUACUAUGAUAAAGAUAAGUGUAAUAGGGUUGCAUCCUGCUCAUGGAAUGUAUCAAAAUGUGAAACGUUCACUAAAUGUUCUAAUUACUUUAUGAACGAUUCUUUUGAUUGCUACAAAAUAGGUGAUCAAAAUUUAAAUCUUUAUUGUGAGCCUUCAGAUGAAGGAAACACAUGUAAAGAGUAUAAACCUAAGUAAUGUGGGGAUGUUGAAGAAGAUUGUACAGGAUUUUAAAGUUAAUGGAGUUUAUGUUACUGGAAUAAUAACAGUUGUAAUCUAGUGGAUAUACGAUAUUGUGAUCAAUUAUUCAAUGAAGAAUUGUGUUUAAUAUUUGGAGAGGGUCUUGGAUGUCAAUGGAAAGAGAAUAAAUGCACAGUUAUAUCAUGUUUAGAUUAUACUUCAGAAAGUACAUGUGUUUUACAAAGAUAAAAUUUUAUAGAAGAUGAUCCACUACUUUGUAGAUGGAGUGAAAUCAAAUGUGAGGAAGCUUAAGAUAUUUCUCAUCUUGAUUUUUCAAACUGUUUAGUGAAUUCCUUUUAUAAUUACAUUUGGGAUUCAAUUAAUAAGGAAUGUGUUUCUUGUCUAACUUAUGUUCCACCAAGUACAACAACUCCGCAACCAUGAUGU
Messenger RNA from Paramecium pentaurelia, 790 nucleotides. The record is from the annotation of a GenBank genome assembly. NCBI's taxonomy places the organism in Eukaryota, Ciliophora, Oligohymenophorea, Peniculida, Parameciidae.